Leucoraja erinaceus (little skate) is the source of this 998-nucleotide messenger RNA. RefSeq names its product hydroperoxide isomerase ALOXE3-like. The record is from RefSeq and is a predicted model, not a curated record. NCBI's taxonomy places the organism in Eukaryota, Metazoa, Chordata, Chondrichthyes, Rajiformes, Rajidae. The transcript has 3 exons. Bases 388 to 822 code for a protein of 144 amino acids. Gene Ontology annotation, molecular function: protein binding.
CAGUGGCAUUCAUUGAGGAAGUGCAGUGGAGACUAUCUUACCCUGACACUCAUGGUUUACUCCAUAAUCUGAUCGAUGUUUGUCUUUGAUUAACUAGGAAUGAAGCAAUAAAUACUCAAUUCCCUUUUGUCACCCACAUCCGUUGUGUAUUGUGUAAGGUUACAACAAAACAAGAUGCGUUAGAUCUUGCCUGGCAACUUACAAAGAUACCCGACCCACGGCAGCUUUCUUGGAAGUUGUUGCGACAUAUUCAGCCUCUGCCAAGAUAAACACAAUUAGACGAACAACAAAGUUAAACGAACCCCGCCCGACAAAACCCCUUGUGUAUAUAUAGUGCGUGGAGAGAACACUAUACACGCAGACGGCAGCAUCUUAAGCGAGUCAAACAUGACGGUCAUGUACCAGGUCACUAUCGGCACUGGCGAUGUAUUCUCAGCUGGGACAAAGGAUAGAAUAUCCGUGAUGUUAGUGGGGACACUUGGCAGCUCCGAGAAGGUUCGCAUCGGGAACUGGCUACCACUCCGCAGAAGGGAGAACUACCACCUGCACAUGACGACCAAGUCUGAGCUCGGGGACCUCCUGCUGGUGAAACUCUUCAAGGAGACGUUUGUGGUGGGAGAGGACGACUGGUACUGCAGUCGUGUGAUGGUGGAAACCACAAACAAACUGAUCUACCACUUUCCCUGCUACAGCUGGAUCACUGAUUCCACCCCGCUGGAGAUCAUUGAAGGAACUGCCCGGAAAAUAAACGAGUACAAAUCUCCAAUCUUGGAACAAUACCGGGUGGAUGAAAUGCGGAAGAGGCAAGAGGAAUAUCAGUGAGUAGAUGCUGUGCUGAAUAACAAAAUAUGUUGAUGUAGUGGAUGUGGAGAGAAUUUUUCCACUAGUGGGAUAAUGUAGGACAAGAGGCACAGCCUCAGAAUAUAAAGAUGUACCUUUAGAAUGGAGAUGAGGAGGGAGAAUUUCUUUAACCAGAGGGUGGUGAACCUUUGGAAAUC